AUGUCUGAUCAUUAUCAAGCUUCUUAUAGACAUCUCUAUAACUUCUCUGAUCACUUUUUAUCAGCUGAUGAAGCAGGGGUACUGCUGUCUAUAACCGCAUCUUCAUCUCUCUCAGCCCUGCCACUGCACCUGAUCUUCAGACCAGUGAUCAACUCUCUGCCUUUCUCAGACCAGUCUCUGACUUCAAGCAGUGCAGUUCCUCUCUUUACUUGUCUUCUGCAGUCUCACAGACCUAUGAUCAUCUUCUUUCUGUCUGCACAAUCUCUGACCAGGCAUAUGCAAAUAUGCCUAGGUUCUCUAUCAAUGGUCCUCACACCACAGUGCAUUUCCACAAUCUCAUUGUCAAUGAGAGAUGAGUCCCCAGGUACCUGCAAAAUCCAGGUAAUCAAGGCAAUGCAAAUGUCAUAA
Molecule: messenger RNA, 408 nt
Organism: Blastomyces dermatitidis ER-3
Lineage: Eukaryota; Fungi; Ascomycota; Eurotiomycetes; Onygenales; Ajellomycetaceae
Exons: 2
Coding region: 1-408 (135 amino acids)
Source: RefSeq, a predicted model, not a curated record